CUUCAGUUGAAGUUUGUCGCUGGCCGCGUUCAGUUGUCCGGCUAGAAAAGCGGAAGACCGGGAAAUCCAGACGCGCUACAGACGCCCGAUAUCUGCUCCCACUCGCAGCGCAAGAUCGCGGGAAAUCAGGAAGCUCCGAAAACAUCGGAUAACCGUUUUUAUUUUUAUUCCCCUUUGGUUCGUUCUCGUCUCCGUUUCUUCUGUUACUUCUGUUUUCGUGUCUUAAGUUUGGAACCCCUCGCCGAUUUCCAGCAAUUAGUUACUACAUAUAUGUUCUGUGUUAUCAAAAACGCGGGCGAAAGAAGCGCUCUAUCUGCGAUUGUAAAGACAAACACCCACCACAAGAAAGUAGCUGUGUGCCUCUCGGGCAAAUGAACCGAAAUUAAAGGAGAUUACAAACAUCGCUCUCAAGCAAAUGUAGAGACUGUUAGUCCGGAGAACAAAGGCUAGCAACAUCUGAGGAGCACAAGCACGUGCAGAGUGGAAGGGUCGCCAGCUCAAACCGACAAAUGAAAACCAAAAACCAGACCAACAUCAUCUGCUCCAACUGCCAAUGCUUUAGCCACUCGAGUCGGGGAAUCGCCAUCACCGACGAGAAGAACGUCCUGCGGAUCCAGAGCUACACCUACAAGUGCUUGAACCACAAUCCGCGACCUCGGAUACUCCGCUGAUAGUGAUAGUGGACUCUGGCUGCAGAUAGAGAAGACCCAAGCCUGACCACACCAGACCAGCAUCGCCAUCAGAAGCAGCAGCUUAACUUGAAAGAAAAUCUGGUUUGGAUCCAGCGAUCCAAUCCGCUCUGAUACGAUACGAUACGAUUCGAUUCGAUACUAUACGAUCCGCGGACGAGCCUCCUGCUUUGGUGCAUUUCCAGUUUGGCGGCUGCUCCACUUUCGUGGCUCCAUAAACAAAGAGCCGGGCGAGAACUGGUUAUUUUCCCACUGCGAUCGCUGCUGCAGCUACCAACUGCGCCUAACUGCAAUCGACUGCGACCUCUGAUUCCGAAUCCGAGUCCACGUCGCAUCCACAUCCAACUGGACUCGAUCCCUCCGCCAGACUCAUGUACUACGCCGUCGAUUACUACGCGGAUAUGGGACAAAUCUCUCAAGAUUGUUUCGCUGCAACGCAAACUGGAGCAUCCGACUUUGACAUGGACGAGCUCGAUGACCUGGACCAGGUGACCCAAGUGAUUGGAUACCAUCCCCAGUUCCACGAUCACUUCCUGGCCACCCAGAACUUCAUUAUGAAGGGCGAUGGCCCGCUGCCGAACGAUUACAGAUACUACUUGGCCAUAAUUGCUGCUGCCCGACAUCAGUGUCCGUAUCUGGUGAAGCGGUACGAGAAGGAGUUCAUCAACCAGGGCGGCGAUAGCGCCUGGCUGGGCGGCCUGGACUUCAUACCCGCCAAACUACGUGCCAUAUACGAUAUCAAUAAAAUAUUAGCCCAUCGGCCCUGGCUGCUGCGCAAGGAGCACAUCGAGCGGCUCACCAAGGGGAAGAACAGCUGGUCGCUGUCGGAGGUGGUGCACGCCAUGGUCCUGCUCUCGCACUUCCACUCGCUGUCCUCCUUUGUGUUCUCCUGCGGCCUCACACAAAAGCUGGACGGGCUGUCCAGUCCCAAGCUGAAGAGUCCGCCCGCCGCAGUGGGGGCCCUCGCACCCACCAUCCUCAUCACUCCCACCUCGCCGACGGAGACGCAGAAGGGAAAGCCCGUGCUGGCGGAGAUCUCGCUCAACAAUGCAAAUCCGGAUUACAACAGCCAGACCGCAGCGAGCAGUAAUGGAGGAGCUCCACCGGACUCCGCAAAUGCGGCUGCGGAUGGACCCGAUGCAACGGCCCUUAACGGAUAUUUGGCCACGGCGCAGCAGCUGCCGCAGCAGCACGGCAUCAGUGUGGAGGCGCUGAUGGAGCGCAUGAAGGUCCUGUCCCAGAAGCAGGACGAGUGCAGCGAGGCGGAGCUGAGCAGCCGCUUCCAGAAGGUGGAGCAGCAGACGGCGGAGCUGGCGGCCGUGACUCCGGAGGCGGCUGUGGGCGUGCCCACCAACCUGUCGCACUACGUGGACGAUGCCAACUUCAUUUACCAGGACUUCGCCCGGCGCGGCACCGAGAGCAUCAACACGUUUCGCAUCCAGGACUACUCCUGGGAGGAUCACGGCUACUCGCUGGUGGACGGGCUGUACAACGAUGUGGGCAUCUUCUUGGACGCCAAGUUUCGGGCCGCCUACAAUCUCACCUACUGCACCAUGGGCGGCAUCAAGAAUGUGGACACGUCCAAGUUCCGGCGGGCCAUUUGGAACUACAUCCAGUGCAUCUACGGCAUUCGCCACGACGACUACGACUAUGGCGAAGUGAACCAGCUCCUCGUGCGUCCCCUGAAAAUGUUUAUUAAGACAGCCUGCUGCUUCCCCGAGCGAAUCACCACCAAGGACUACGAUAGUGUGCUGGUCGAGCUGCAGGACAGUGAAAAGGUUCAUGUGAAUCUGAUGAUAAUGGAAGCCCGUAAUCAGGCCGAGUUACUCUAUGCUCUGCGCGAGAUAAUGCGCUAUAUGACUUGAUCUCAUUAAGUGAAUAAACAUACAUACACGCCCAAAAACCACUCACACACACAUACCCACACAUGCAUAAAACAUUUUGUUAUUUUGAGAGAGCGCAACGGAAAUUCGGCGAAUCGGAAACGGAAACGGAAGCUGCAGAGGAUCCCAGAGGCAGGAAGAGCCGCUAAAACACUGUUUUGAACACAACGAAAAGAUGGAGUAAAUGAGCGUGUGCUGCUAAGCUGCAUGGGCGGCAAUUAAUAGCCAUUCGAUAUCGGUGUCCAUUAAAUGAAUGUGAAUCGUUUACUACUCAAUUAACAAUAGUCAGUGUCUAUGGUUAGCCAACACGCAAAUUAAUCACGUAUACAACCGCAAUGCAAG
This is a messenger RNA of Drosophila mauritiana, 2914 nucleotides long. RefSeq names its product sestrin homolog. The record is from RefSeq and is a predicted model, not a curated record. Gene Ontology annotation, cellular component: nucleus. Gene Ontology annotation, biological process: regulation of response to reactive oxygen species; cellular response to L-leucine; cellular response to leucine starvation. NCBI's taxonomy places the organism in Eukaryota, Metazoa, Arthropoda, Insecta, Diptera, Drosophilidae. The transcript is spliced from 10 exons. Gene Ontology annotation, molecular function: L-leucine binding; oxidoreductase activity, acting on peroxide as acceptor. Bases 1061 to 2554 code for a protein of 497 amino acids.